This is a messenger RNA of Aspergillus wentii DTO 134E9, 1446 nucleotides long. RefSeq lists its product as uncharacterized. The transcript is spliced from 4 exons. Gene Ontology annotation, biological process: transmembrane transport. NCBI's taxonomy places the organism in Eukaryota, Fungi, Ascomycota, Eurotiomycetes, Eurotiales, Aspergillaceae. Gene Ontology annotation, molecular function: oligopeptide transmembrane transporter activity. Bases 1 to 1446 code for a protein of 481 amino acids. The record is from RefSeq and is a predicted model, not a curated record.
AUGGCCUAUGUGCAGUGGAGUUCUGACGGCUCGGCUACCCUUAACGUGUCAACGGAAAACCGAUCAACGGCUAGAUUUAAAUGCCGCGUCAGCCCUAUUUCCCAGGGUUCAUCAUUCAUCGUUGUUUAUCUGGUCUCUGCUGUGGGGGCUGGCUUAAUUGGUUGGUUGCUUAGUUCAGCGUUCAUCUGGUUUUUCGCGCCGGGUUGUGCGGCUGUUCAUAUCUCGGUUAUCAGAGAUCAGCCUUCUUCUGUCUGUUACUGGCAGAGAAGGGAAGUUCAGGAAACAUCGGGAGAGCUUUCAGGUCUUGUGCCGCUCAAGCGAUCUACCUUGGACUGGUAUUCACACGAAGUACAUGCAUGCGGCAGACCCAAUGCAUCCCACUCCCCUUUGCCGGCGGAAGAAUUUGCUGUAGUCGAGGAAUCUACCAAGUUGAAAGACGGUGUUACCGAGCAUGAUGAGAUAUUGACAGGUGCCCAACUCUUUGGAAAUACAUUUUUGAUAUAUUCUAAUGAAACCAUCAUAGAUGACAGCGACUCCGACAUCACAGACCUUCUAUCCGCAGCCGGCAUCAACGUCCACCAAGAAGAUGAGGAACCCGACGCUUCCUGUUCUACCAUCCGGAUGCGGGUUAUCGGAAUCAUCUUCUGCCUGGUCAGAUGCAGCGUCAAUACCCUCUUCGAGCUCCGAUACCCUACUGUAACACUCAAAGCGACAUUGGUUUUGUUCCUGGCAUACCCUGUGGGUAAAUUCUUGGAGAAGGUCCCCCCCGACUGGACUAUGCGUGUUGCUGGUUGUGAAGUGCGCUUGAACCCAGGCCCAUUCAAUCGAAAGGAACAUCUCUUAAUGUACAUCAUGUACCGUGCCAUCCAUCGUCUAUUCUGCAGACUCCCCUCGCUAAUCUCGAAUGCCUUCACUCGCUCGGCCUGGACAGAAGACAGUGCUGGCUUUGUUCCUGGCUAUGUUUUUUCUGUGUUCUGGGAUACGCAGUUGACAUGGUAUGGGGCGUUGCUGGCGGUUGUUGUUGCUACUGUUCUUACCAUACUUAUCCGCCCACGCACCCUCUUCUCAGUGCAAAUCUGCGGCAUGAUCUGCGCCGCCCUCAGCCAAGUCGGCCUCAUCAGCUGGGCCCUCCACCACAUCCCCGACAUCUGCACCAGCAAAGCUCCAGAUAAGUUCAACUUCAAAUCCUCCAAAACAAAUUACAACACUGCCACCAUCUGGGGCGCUAUCGGUCAGCAACACUUCUUUGGCGAGGGCUCAACCUACCAAAACCUGCUGUACUUCUUGCUCGUUGGUGCUGUCCCCCCAUUCCCCAUUUACUACUUCGACGUAAAUAUCCCAAUUCGAUGUGGAAGCAUGUCCGCCUACCGCUGCUUCUGGGCGGUCUUACGCAGCUUCCGCCGGCGACGGGCACGAAUUAUAGUAGUUGAGCGAUUGUGGGGUUGA